Molecule: messenger RNA, 1282 nt
Organism: Phialemonium atrogriseum
Lineage: Eukaryota; Fungi; Ascomycota; Sordariomycetes; Cephalothecales; Cephalothecaceae
Exons: 1
Coding region: 268-1188 (306 amino acids)
Source: RefSeq, a predicted model, not a curated record
GUUGGUUGACAGGGAUCUCUGCAUUAGCACUGGUGCGCCAGCCCCUCUCUUAUUUUUGCGCAGCGUUGCAUUGCAAUGCGCCAUUUUCCCAUCCUACGUACCGAAGAAGUCACUCCGCACAAGUCGAUUGUGCAUUAAUUAGGUAGUGUCGGGUGGAGCCCACAACUGCACUGCAGUGCUUCUGUACACAGUACAGUACAAGAACUCCUCCCGGAGCCCGAUCACCGAUCACCCCUCUUGUCCAUCCAACCAAGUCCCAACCCAAUCAUGUCCGACACCAAAGACAAACACGACCCUCCCCUCGAGGGCAUUGAGGUCGACUCCGAUGUCGAAGGAUUCGACGUGGGCAUGUUCGACUACGGGGAUGAAGGCGGCGCCUUCCACAUCAAGAACAACCCGAAAGAUCCGUACCAGCGAAGCGAUGUGAUACAGCGCAAGGGAGCCGUUGACAUGCGGUGUACGAUGGUGGACAUCGUCCACGGCGCAAUGUCGGCCGACAGCGACUUCUGGGCCACGUUGAUGGUGUUUGAGUUCCGAUUCGACCCGCAGAAGAAGGCGCGGCGCAUCGCCGAGGCAACUAUCGAGCUCAGGUUCGACGCACUGGAUCCGGACGGCGAGACUCCCGAAGUGGAGUCCAUGUCGUUCGACGGCAACUUCCGCCUGAUGCCUAGCAAGCAGACCGAGAGCAUCACCACGGGCGCAGGCGGAACCGCGGGUGCCAGCUUCGCGGCCAACCUGAGCCUGGAGGCGAAGUGGGAGAAGACGAUCAACCGCGAGACGACGGACGGCAUGACGGUCUGCGGCGGCAAGUUCGUCGUCGGCAACACUCCGCCGAACCGCAUCGCCAAGUGGACGCUCCUGGAGAACAAGACGCUCGAGGCGGGCGUCCCGGCUUCCCUGCGCGUGGCGGUGCUGGUCAAGAAGCGCGACAAUAGAGACUUUGCGUGCGUGCCGAAGCUGGAGGUCAAGGCGGACAGAUGGACGCGCGUGCUGGAAAAGUUCUCCGGGAAGAUGCCCGAGGAUGAUCCCGUCAUAUUGAGCCCGAGCAAGAAGCCCACAAACAGGUUGAUGGUCUACGACACUGAAGAGCUGGGCAGUGUUGAUCUCUGGAAGCUCAGCCAUGUUACGCCUACGACUAUGAUCGUGGACGCGCUCAAACAUCAGGCAAUCGCUGGGGAAGUAAAAUGAGCCAAGAUACACUUAGCUGGUUGUUUGCAGUCCGAGAUGAUUACCUACCUACAUAUAACUACCUAUGUAAAUGUAAAAUCUAUUCCUAGACGAU